AUGUAAUAUAAAUAAUAUAAAGAAUGUAGAUUAUGUUAGAGUUCUUUAUCGUAAUUCUAAAUUGAUUAUUUAAAAAAGAAGUAUGGAAUUUAAGAAUAAAUAGGUAUUAUAAUGCCUUUCAUUUCUAUUUUGCCAAACCGAUAUCAGAAAUAUUAGCCAAUUUGCAAAUUGAUCAUGUUGUUUUAUUUAAGGAUUUGUUGUACUUCAAUGAUGAUAACGACUAUUUAACAAAAUGUUACAAUAAAUUGGACUAAAAAUAAAUAAUGAGCAAACUUUAAUUCAAGGUACUAUAGCGUAUAAUCAAUCAAUUGUGUCUCAGAUUCCAAUACCCAAUUUGUUAAUCGUGACAGCACAUCAAAUUCUUUAGAAGCGAAACAAUAAACUGAAAAAAUUACAAAAAUAACCUGUUCACAACAUGGCAGCCACCAAUAAAUAUAGUGAGUUUAUUUCAAUUUUGAUAUCAUUAAUAUUUUGGCAAUAUCAAAUAUUAUUCAAUACCACAUAAAAUAUUGAGUAUUUCUGUUAUUUUUAAUAGUUAAUCAUCUGAAAUUGAAGAAUAUGAAAAUAGAUUAAUAAGUUGGGAAACUUCAGAACACAAUAUUUACUCCAAUUCUAUCGUGUCUAAUAAUUAGAUUAAACCAAUUACACAAAAACUAUAGAGUAUUCUUAACAAAUCCAAUUCCAUUCAUUAGUUAUAUUAUUAAUAAAAUGAUAAGGAUAUCUCUAUGGUAAUUAGAGAUAUUAACAAAUUCACUAAUCGAUAACUAAUGAAGAUAUCACCUAAACAGAUGGUUAAUAAAAAGAAUGUUAAAAAUAAUGGAAAAUGCACUAAUUAAUCUAAAAAUACAAAUGUAAUCGUUCCUAAAUUAAGAAUCCCUUAAAUCAUCGAUAACAAAGUCAAUUUUCAAUAGCUAAUAAACCAAUACGAUCAAAUUUUGCAAUAGAGAUAUUGUUAAACUGAAAGACAAUAAAAAAGUAACAAUUAAUAAACAAAUAAAGGGCAAUUAUAUGUAUGUCAUUUUUAACCCUUUAAUAGAACAAAUAAUAAUAAUCAAUUUAUUCUGUACCAAGUUCUUCUAAUUUUCCAGGAAAAGGAAUAAGUACAUGUUCUGCUUCACUCUUAUUGAAGUCGCUGUCAAAAAUGUCAAUAGACAAGUCCCCAAUGACAUCAAGAAGAUUAGAAAUAAAGUAGAGUCUUACAAAUUUGAUAAAAUAACAGGAAAGAGAUCUGGGAUUUUUUACUUAAAGAUGA
Molecule: messenger RNA, 1252 nt
Organism: Paramecium octaurelia
Lineage: Eukaryota; Ciliophora; Oligohymenophorea; Peniculida; Parameciidae
Source: the annotation of a GenBank genome assembly